Molecule: messenger RNA, 2181 nt
Organism: Gasterosteus aculeatus aculeatus (three-spined stickleback)
Lineage: Eukaryota; Metazoa; Chordata; Actinopteri; Perciformes; Gasterosteidae
Gene: armc7
Product: armadillo repeat containing 7
Source: RefSeq, a predicted model, not a curated record
AUGGGUUUGGUGUCUAUAAUGUAUUAAUUAUUAUUAUUAAAAACGACCACGGUUUCAGUCGGUAGGAACAUAUAAAACAGUGGAGCUAAGUUGCCGUACGGACUCAUUUAACAAAUGGAUCAAAACAGGAAACGGCGGUAAACAAUGUCGAGGCGAAGCUCAUCUGAUCCCUCGGACCGGUUUGAAUAUCUUCAGACUCUGGUCACCGAGUUUCAGGACACAGACAGUGACGAGGCGAAGGAGCAGGUGUUGGCCAACCUGGCCAACUUUGCGUACGACCCGAGUAACAUGGAGCAUCUGAGGGAGCUGCAAGUGGCCGACCUUUUCCUGGACGUGCUCACCGAGGAGAACGACAACUUUGUGGAGUUUGGGAUGGGGGGACUGUGUAACCUGAGCAUGGAUCCAGAGUCCCGACGAGUCAUCCUGGAGAGCGGAGGGAUCAACUUGGUCACAAACUGUCUGUCGAGCCGGCGCGAGGAGACCGUCCUGUCGGCCAUCACCACACUCAUGAACCUUGUGACGCCGUCGUCCCGCUCGGAGAUCACCGAUCCAGCCAUCCUGCAGUGCAUGCUGCGCUUCUCCCUCUCGCAGAGCCCUCGCCUGCGCGGCCUGGCCGCUGUGUUUCUGCAGGACUGCUGCACCGAGGAACAGGUGGCCCGAGCGCAGCGGCAAAUGCAGGGAGGGCAGACCGCGCUCGGGAUCCCACUGCCUGAGAACUGAGUUGGGACGGAUGAAGUAGGAUAGUGUCCCGAAAAUACGCAUGCAGCCAAACGUCGCACGCUGGUUUCAGUCUGUGCUGGAUAUGUUGGAACCUUCUGCAGGGAUUAGUUCCCAUUCAGACACAACUGCAUCAUGGAGGUCUGGUUCAUCCUGAAGAAGUUGAGGAGCAGAACAGUCAAGUUCUUAUAAUAUUCAAAUAUUUGGAUAUGUACACCGCUCAAUUAUUUAUAUACUGGCUAGUUGUUUGAUGUGAAGGACCAUUCUGCUGAUUUAAGAAUAGAUUUUAAAAGCACAAUUUGAUUUAUUUCUUUUUUAACUGUCUGAAGGUGCACAAAGAACUGACUAAAUCUGACAUGUAAAGUCAGGCUCACAUACUUUCUAUUACCCCACAACAUGUACAUUCCUUUGGCACUGAAGUUAUUUCCUUACACCAGAAUCUUUGUAAAUCGGAUGCCGGAGAACCUUCAAAACAACUGAAUGAUUCUUUGCACUUUCUGGGCGUGCCAUGAAUCCAGCCCCAAAAAUAUGUAAGGAAAAAAAAUCCAAAUGAACCUUGAGGUUCCCUCUUAAGAGCCAAGAGCCCCAUUUGUUUUCUUCAGCGCUAUUUCUGGGCCGAGUCCUUCAGGUCUAGACAGAAGACAUCCGAUCCCGCGGCCCGGUGUUGUUUGGACCGCACAUGUGGACCCAUCUAACUCCAGAGGUAACUCCUUACUGCUGUUAAGAGCCUGUGUGUCUGCGUUACUACUUCCUUUUUUCAAUAGGUGUGCGUGUUUCUCAAUGGCAUUCCAAGGCCCUGAGAGGUGGAAACCUGCCACAAGAUCAAUAAAAAAAAAUAUCCUCAUUCUUCCUGGAAAAAGAGAAACGCCCACAUCUGGUUCUAAUAUUGUGGUAGUGUUUAUUUUAUUAAGGUUUAUUUCCCCUAAAAUCUUUCUGUGUUAUGUAUAUUUAUUCAAUGAUCGUUUGACUUUCAUGAAUGCUUUUUAUUUUCUCAACCAUUUGAUACCACCUUCUUGACUUUUUAAUCACCUUUUCUGACAUUGCAGUGCUUUUGUUUUGCAACUUUCUUUCUGCUUUUCAUGACAUGUUGGUAAGGUUUUUAGUAAGAUCAUUGCAGUUAAAAACCUUAUGGCUUUUCACAGGAUAAAGUCCUGCAAUGCUCUUGUUUGUUCAGUUAUGCAUGGAACGUAUAGUACAUGUUUAUGUUCAUUAUUUACACAUCUACUGGGAGAGGAACCCCGAACCCCACGUUCCCAAAUAUCUCCUUUUGUCCUCCCUGUUGACGUUUUUCUGAGGAUGUCGCAUGUGUACAGAUUUUCAUUUGUUUGACAAUCCUCACCAAAUGGAUUAAUUUCAUUGCACUUUUUCCUCUUACAAACAUUACUCAAACAGGAAUCAUUCAUGCAGCGGAGUCACAUUAAAGAGCGUGCUUAUUGUAAUGGAGAACACACACACUACUCCUUA